Molecule: messenger RNA, 4693 nt
Organism: Manduca sexta (tobacco hornworm)
Lineage: Eukaryota; Metazoa; Arthropoda; Insecta; Lepidoptera; Sphingidae
Product: dymeclin
Exons: 17
Coding region: 165-2354 (729 amino acids)
Biological process (GO): Golgi organization
Cellular component (GO): Golgi apparatus
Source: RefSeq, a predicted model, not a curated record
ACAUGAUCGAAAUUCGGAACACAAAUGACAUAUGUCAAAUCACAAAUGACAUGUCGGCAAUGAUUUCGUGGCGAAAGAAUACAAAUUAAAACGAAAUAGAUUACCAUUUCCCAUUAUAUUAAUGUUACUACUAAUAUAAUAUCGACGGAGACAACAGCACAAAAAUGGGUGUCGCUGUCAGUCACUACUCGGACAUGUCGUCCAAUGAGCUGCUAGUGAGGUUCUGUUCCAAUGAGGUGAUAUGUCCCAACGACCCUUUCUGGAACCAGAUGCUAGCAUUCAACAUUAAGCCACCAAGCAAUGCAGAAGAACAGUUGAUCUUCGACUCAAGUACAGAGGCACUACUACAGAAGUUCCUGCAGAACAAUCUGCAGACCGGUAACUUGGGUUCGCUGGUGCAGGUGUUUAUCACUAGAGCAUCCUUACUGCUGGCAUCACCUAAUAGUGACAAUGUGAUGCUCGCAUGGACGACGUUCAACGCGUUGUUCGUGAUCCGCGCCGUGAGCAAGUACCUCGUGGAGAUGGUGCCGGAGUACGAGCUGUGCCGCCACCUGGACGUGCAGGCCGAGCGCCGCGCCGCCGCCAACGGACCCGUGGACAAGGACGCCGCGGACGAGCCAUCAACUCCCCAAUCACUUCCCUCGUCGCCGGCGAAGGAGCCAUCCUCUCCGGAGGUGCACACGGCGACACAGACCUCGCCCAAGAUCAACAACACCGAGAGCCGCGUCGAGAUGCUGAUAGAUGCUCUGAUAGGGCUGAUCAUUGACGUUCCGGUCACCGACAACACAUACUUCCUGCACCUGGAGUGCAUCAACACUAUCCUGGUGCUGAUGUCGGUGUACAUGUUCGCUGGCGUGCACGGACAGACGCGGCUCGUAGAGACCUCGCUCAUAUACAGGACUCUGUUCCAAGGUCGGUACGGCAUGCACGCUCCGCUGCUGGUGAAGACGUUGCUCCUGAACCUGUCCAGCAUGCUGCCGGCGCCGCCGACCAUGUUCGGAGCGCAGACUGGCGGCAGCAUACUCAUCAAUUUGGCAUCUGGUCUCUGGAACAUCCUGACGCUAAGCACGGGGUCCCGUCAGUCGAUCUACACACACCCGCCAGCGGACCGGCACGAGCUGGUGGCGCGGCUCCGGCUCGAGCACCCGGUCGCAAACCAGUCGUGCCUGCUGCUCCUGGCUCUCGCCAACCACUGCAUCCACCAUGACAACCUAUACAGGAACUCGCUGUUGUGCUGCGAGGAUACUGCUGCUGCAGAGACUUCGUCAACGACGCCACAGCGCGAGUCGAACGGCACUGCAUCACAGGUCACACCGCCCCGGAUAGACAUGGCGGCGCUGCACAAGGCGCUGUGCGCGACGGCGGGCUGCGAGCACUCCACGCUGCUGCUGUACCUGAUGCUGCACUCGUGCCGCGCCUACAAGAGGCACGUCAGCAACGUGCCGCACAUAGAGAACUUGAUAGUGCCGAUCCUGCAGGUGCUGUACAACGCGCCCGACAACAACUCGCACCACAUCUACAUGUCGCUCAUAGUGCUGCUCAUACUCACCGAGGACGACGCGCUCAUCAAAAACGUACACCUUAUUAUGUUAAAGAACCCGUCGUGGUACGGCGAGCGGUCGCUGUGGGAGGUGUCGCUGGGCGGGCUGAUGGUGCUGGUGCUGGUGCGCGCGCUGCAGUACAACAUGGCGCGCGUGCGCGACAAGUACCUGCACACCAACUGCCUCGCCGCCGUCGCCAACAUGAGCUGUGAAUUCAGAAAUCUGCACCCUUACGUGGCGCAGAGGCUAAUAUCUCUGUUCGAGACUUUAACGAAGAGGAGAGCGAGGCUGUGCAGCGAAAUCGAAGGCGGUGAUAUAAAUAGUUUAGAGUUACCACAUCAGUCUGAAGAGAAAACAGAGGAAAUUAUGGACCACAUCAGCGUGUUAGACGAAGUUCUAAGGAUGCUGUUGGAGAUCAUCAACUCCUGCCUCUCUCACCAGUUGGUGAACAACCUGAACCUGGUGUACGCUCUGCUGCACAAACGACAGGUGUUCCAACAGCACCAGCACCAUCACAUCACGCAGAAUAUUGACAUGGUAAUCGGGUAUUUCUCGACGCGGCUGCAGCGGGUGCAGGAGGGCGCGGGAGGCGAGCUCGGAGUGACCGAGGUGUUGCAGUGUAUUAAGAAAGGCGCCGCGCAGUGGUCCAGCGAUAGACUGAAGAAAUUUCCCGACCUGAAGUUCCGGUACGUGGAAGAGGAGCGCCCCGAGGAGUUCUUCACGCCGUACGUGUGGGGGCUGAUCAGCUCGUGCGGGGGCGUGUACUUCGCGAGUGAGGGCGGUGCGCGGGCGCUCGGCGACCUGCUCGCGUGAUCCGGCUCGAAGGACCACGCGGACGGACACUUUCUAAACGUUUACAGCUGUUGAUAUGGAAAUUGAACCGUAUUUAAUACACUUUAAGGUGUUUCAAAUGUCUGUAAAAGUUACUGUUUGUAAGAAAUCAGUUACAUGUAUAAAAAUUUGCGAACAAUUAAUCUAAUAGAGAAUGUAUGUAAAAAUUGCUAAGGUCAAUGUUACGGAAUAUAUCUGAAUUCAAAAUUGAGUCAUUCGAAAUCUUAGCUAUGUAAUCUUCAAAUAUUUAUUGGUUGAAGUAAUUCAUAUGAAUACUACACUUUUACGGAUAAUUUGAAAACCCUUACUAAAACUUAUAAGGAAAGUUUUGGUUUUGACCGUAUGCGCAAGAGUUGAUAUAAACAAGCGCGUGACUGCUUGGUAUAGUAACAGAGAUGUAAAUUUUUUAUUGUGAAAAUCUUUUGUUCCUUAUUGCACUUCUUUCUUCUUGUACAUUUUCAGUUGAUGCUUACCAUAUGCUACUUUGAUAUCUGAUUAGUAAAAUAAUCAAAUAAAUUAUCUAUCCAAUGUCGUAAAAUAGUGUAUAAUUACAAAUAUAAAGAAUUUUUAUUUACUUAUAAAAUUAUGUUUUUUCAUAUUUCAGUAAUUAGGCCUAUUUUUUUUAUUAAAUAUAUUUAUUACAAAUUAACAGGUACAUGAAAGUUUUGAAUAUUUUACAUCCUUGUGUCGGACAUUAGAAAUUUGCUAAAAAUUUGCAGAAAUGGAUGGAAAUCCAUUGAAUUAUAUUAUAACACAUUCCCCUUAAAUUUACUUUUGGUUUAUUUAUAAUUUUGGUAUGUUUAUUGAUCAAAUUAUUGUAACAAAGUCUACCUAAUGGCGAUAUUUUUAGGUAGUUUUAAAGUCUGACUGAAACAGAUAAUAUUUGUGGAAGUAACACUAAAAUUAACCAUACAAUAAGGCCAGAAAGAUGUAAAGCGACGAUAAAAUGAUAAAUAAUUCAAAUUGUAUAAAAUAUUUAUUUUAAAUCUUGUAUAAUUUAUGAAUGAAAUAAAUGGAAUUACAGGUACGAUGUCUGUGUACUCUCUACUUAAAUAUAUUAAAGAAUUUUUACAUUCAUUCAUCUAAAACUUCAAUGAUAUAGUUGAGUAUCUUUCAGUGUAUUUUUCGAAAGCAAUGCCUUUCGUUUUUAAUAUCUGUUAUCGCUGUUUCACGUGUGACGUCAUGAAGCAUGUUCCCAUAGAUAAUUUUUUUUUUAUUGAAAUCCCAACUCUACUCCUUUCUCCUGGAAUUAACUCUAAUAUCUAUGGAUACUACAGAAUUUAUGUUAUUUAUUUUCUAAAGAUUAUUUAAUGUGAUUCAUAAUAUAUGCAUUUAAAUAUAAACUUGUAUUAUUGAUUUAAGGUAGAAUACAUUAAAUUAUUAUAUACAUAAUAAACUAUAGACCAGGGAUGGCGAACGAUUGGCACGCGUGCCAGAUGGGAUGAGGCAAAUAAUUUGUUGGACAUAAAAAAGAUCGCUGAAAAGGGGCACUCGGGUACAUAAGGUCGGCCUUGGAUGGCAGGGUACUGGCACAUUAAAUUUUUUUUCAUAAUGUCAUGUUAACUUGGAUAUAUAAGGUCGGCUUUGGUUGGCACUUUGCCGGCACUUUUUCUUAUAAUGUCAUGUUAACCAUUAAGAGUUCGCCAUCACUGGUAUAGACUAUGAGCCUUAAAUACCUAUAAAUCAGUGAUAAUAAUAAGCAUUCUUUUUCACUCAAAUUUAUUUGAUGUAACGAGGCAAAACAGUGAUUAGGUAAACACUGAUUAAGAACUUAGACAUAAGCUCUUCAUUUGACCGAAAACUACAGUGUUGUACUAUCAUAGACAAGAAUAUUGUCAAGAUACCAAGGCAAGUGCUUCCUAUCGGAAAUAUCUGUGGCCUUAGAGAUAAUAUCACCUGUCAUGAAAAAUCUUACGAAUUCGAUUUUGAACAGUGAAGGAAAUACUUUUGCUAUUCUUAUAGAAUAUAUACCAAGUGAGGAAUGUUACCAUCUGAGAGCGGGGUUAACGGAUAGUGCCUGCAGAUAUUAUUGUAGGUAGUUACAGAUCUCAAUAAUUGUAGUGUCUAUCACUACAAGUGUGUGUAGGAGUCAUAUUUUCAAAUUUCACUUAUAUGUAGGCCUUCCUACAAUGUUUUAAAAUAUUGUCUAUGGUAGUAUGAUGGCACCCGAUUUUUUCGUGCAAUUUAAAUUACUCUGUAAUAUUUUGGUUAUAUACACGUAUAUAAUCAAAGAUAUAAUGGUACAUAAGUAAUUAUGUAAUUUAGAUGUAACGAAACGCAAUUUAGGAUAACAUAUAACUGAAUAAAUGAUGUUUAAUACA